UUCGAGCAAACACUCCGGACUGAACAGAACCCGUGACGUAUACGGUCAGCGUUCUACUGUGCGGACAAUCAAUAAACUCUUUCUGCAAAGUAACAACAAACCCAUAUUUCCAGGAUUUUUGAGAAUAUUAAAUACAGUUAUGGACUCCACAACGACCAUAGGGGGGUUCAUCAGCACCCUCACUGAGAUGGGCUUCAGUCAAGAUCAGAUACAGGCGGCGAUACAGGCCGGGUUCUUCUCUGUACCAGAAGCGGCUGAAUGGCUUUUGCAGGGUGGGAGUCCACGGCAUAAACUAGUCAAGCAGCCUUCAGGUCCAUUAGAGACUGCGUUUUCUGCGUUCAACCCUCCCAAAGAUGCUUUCUGCACUAACAAUAACUCACAGUCUGAAGCAACAGGUCCUUCAUUGGUCUUGGCACCUCCUUCUGUGAAUGCUCCCACGGCAAAAGAGCAUCCACCCCUGGAAACACGGAUCAAGCUCGAUAAGAGUCAUUUCAACGAGCAGCAGAGGCAGCGAGUGGCUCAAGAGGCGCGGGCAGAAAGGAGACAGAAGAAGCAGGAGCGUGAGUUGGUACUGAAGAGGAUCGCAGAGGACCGGCGCAGUCAGCAGGAGAAGGCCCAAAGUGAAGCCACGGCCGAGACCUCUGCAUCCAGCGGACAGGGCCAGAGACUGGGAGGACAUGUGGAGCCCAGCAUGGACAACCACUGCAUCCUCAUGAUUCGCCUUCCCUCUGGAGAAUCAAUGCGCAAGCGUUUUCCUGCAGACACUCCCUUAAGUCACGUCGUCCAAUACAUUGCCGGCCGCCAUCCUUCACUACCCGCUUUCUCCCUCCUGCAAGGGUUUCCUCGAAAGCGCUUUGGAGAAGCGGAGCUAACCUGCUCCCUCCGGUCUCUAGGACUGUCUCCCAAUGCUGCGCUUUGCAUACAGACCACGCCCCCCGAGACGCCUCAGGACCCGCCCAGUCCAGCAUCCCGAUUGGCCGUUGUAGAGCAGGCGGAGGCGGAGCCACGGGAAGAGCCAGUGGCACCUCCAAAUGAGCAAUCCCAGGUGGAGGCCGGGGCUUUAGAGGAACUUGCGGUGCCUCCACCUCUGCCCCCUCAGCUGUGGGAGGAAGCAGUGGGGUAUGCUGGGAUUCCUGGGGUCGGACCUCCGCUGUCAGGACCCUCUCAUUACUGGGGACGAGGCCAUAAACUGGUGCAAGGAGAUGCAGGAAAUGAAGAACAUUUGGAAAACGAGGAGCAACCAGAAGAAGAAGUUGUACCUCCAUUUCAUCUCAACGGACUGCCACAGUUGCCCUUCUUCCUGGAGAACAGGGCAAGAGCGGGACAUCACUGGCCAGAGCAGGGCAACAGACUCAGGGAGGCGGAGCCUGAUGAGCCAGCAGACCCUGAGGAGAUCAGUGUAUUGCGUGGAGCUGCGGGUCAAGCUGCGGUCGAGCGCUUACAGCGAGCCGCUCAUCACGACGAGCAGCAGUCACCACACGGGCAUCCCUCUCCCCCCAAAAAAGCCUUCAAGACCCCCCGCGUGCCCUCUCUCUGCUCGAUGGCCACCAGGGCCACCGUUUCCCUCAUGACAGCUCCCAGCAUGCAGUACAGCAGUAGCCUGGCGUGUUUGACCCCGGAGCUGGCCGAACUCUUGUUGGCUCAUAUGGCACGUGAACGUCUCCUCCGCCCGCGAACCCUGGAGCUGUUCUUUGGCUGCCCCCUGCAGAAGUUUGUCCUAAACUGCUACCCAUACACCACCAACGAGCUGCUGCGGCAACUGAGGGCUUUUUCCUGCCUCAAACAUCUCUGCUUCGUCAACUCUCCACUCAUCACAGACGCUGGCCUUUCAGUUUUGUCCAACCUCUCAAAACUGCAGCAUCUCAACCUGUCGUCUUGUAGUAAACUAACAGACAGCUGUUUGCAGCAUAUCACAGGACUGCACAGUCUGAGCUUCCUGGCUCUGGACCAGACCAAAGUAAGCGAUGCAGGUCUACUGAUGUAUCUGCAGUCGGGUUCUUCUGCGCUGUGUCAGCUCAGCCUCAAUCAGACGGCCAUCACAGAGAGCACACUGAGAGUGCUGCCCACAUGUGCACCACAGCUACGAAUGCUCAGUAUUAAACACACCAAGGUGAGUGAUGUGUCUGCACUCGCAGAACUCCGAAACCUGCAGACGCUUCACCUGGACGGCACAGGUGUACGAGAAAACACUCUCCAGUGCCUAGCAACCCACCCCAGCCUAUCAGCUCUCAGCCUGGCCGGCAUACCAGUCGCAGACGGAAACCACACGCUGGAGAUCAUUUCAGGCCUAAGGCUCACCCAGCUCACGCUGCCCAGCAGACACUCUGUGACGGACACUGGACUUACAUUUCUCUCCAGACAGACUUUGCUCUCAGAGCUCGACCUGACGGAUUACACUCAGCUCACUGACCACGGCAUUACACAGCUUGGCAGCAUGAGCAGGUUGAAGAAGCUGUCUCUUAGCAACACUCAGGUGAGUGACAGCGGGCUGCAGGGACUGAUCAGUCUAAAAGAGCUCCAGGAACUGUGUCUCGACCGGACAGCCGUCACCAGCAGAGGGGUCGCAGCCUUGAUCACACACUUACCACAUCUGCAGGUGAUGGGUUUGGCCAGUACACAGGUGGGUGAUACGGUGAUCAGACGAGGUCUAGUUCACUGUCCUCAGCUGCUGAAACUCAACCUCAGCAGAACCAGAAUCACAGAUCAGGGUCUGAAGUUCCUGUGUCGUAUGCAGCUGAGUCAAGUGAACCUGGAUGGCACAGGCGUAACUCUUGUUGGCAUUGCUAACCUGAUCUCCGCCUGCCAUCAUCUGACCAGCGUACGGGCCAGCCAUACUCGCACCAUUCCUCCAGACCAACAGUCUGAUGACGACGACGAUGAUAACGGCAACAAAGCCACACGCUCCUAGAUGUUUCUUUGUAUUCUUCAAACACGGCCAUGGAACCCUUCAUCUGUUUCUCAGAGGGCUGAUUAUUCAGAGCUUCCUUUUUCCAUAAUUAGUGCUACAAUCUCACUUGGGUUCGACAAUCAAGUUGAAAUACAUUUUUGAAUGUGGUUAAACAUCUAAUAUAGCAUACAGCAAAAACAAAA
This is a messenger RNA of Carassius carassius (crucian carp), 3090 nucleotides long. RefSeq lists its product as uncharacterized. Gene Ontology annotation, molecular function: protein binding. Lineage: Eukaryota; Metazoa; Chordata; Actinopteri; Cypriniformes; Cyprinidae. The transcript has 17 exons. The coding region runs from base 140 to 2908 and encodes 922 amino acids. The record is from RefSeq and is a predicted model, not a curated record.